AAACGCGCUUCUCUCUCUCUGCAUCUUUAGGUCGAGAAGUUUUUAGGGUUUCUCAUUCUCCGUAUUUGGGUGGCAAAAUCGAGAUUAAGCUCUACCGGAUUAUCUCUUAGGAUUGGUCGAGCCUUGGGUUACCUUGCUUUUGAGUCGAAUUCCAUCGCUCCUUGUUGACCUAAUUAAAAACCCCCGAUUCGAUCUGAGAAAAAGCUAGAAAACAUGUCACCGCUUGUGAUUGCAAGGAACCAGGCGAGCUGUCAGAACUUGGUCGAAUCGACUAAGCUCAAAAGAAUCUUAAAUGAUUCAAAAACGGCGUGCCGGAAAGAGAAGAAGGAAAAGAAGGAGAGACGAAAGCACAAGAAAGAAAAGCAUGAGAAAUCUCAUAAACAUUCCUCCAGUAAAGCCGAUGAUGUUCACAAAAAACAAUUCUUUCCUUCCAAGAAAGUCUCAGAUGAGUCCGAUCAACUUGAGAGGAGUGAUUUGACUGAAGAGCUUGAGGGACCUCAAAACCAGCUCGGUUAUCUCUCUGAUGGAAGCCAUAACAGUAAGAAGAGAAAAUUAGAUGACUCUCCUCCUGCUGUUGAAAGUUCAAUCAAAGCUGCACCUGUAGCAGGAAAUCCUCUUCGGAUCCGUUUUAUAUUCAAAAAACCAAAGGCGGAAGUUUCUGAUCCUCCUCGAGAGGAUCUUGUUUGCUCUACUUCGGUUUCAAAGCCUGUCAGUCACCAGGAUGUUGUGAUAACAAGUUCUGUCUCAUGCUCAAAAGUAUCUGAGCCUGUAGAGAAUCUGCCCUCAACAUCUUCGGCUGCAGUUGCUGAAACAAAGAAGAGAAAGAAACACAAGCCAAGCAAAGAAGAUCGAUACAAUGCAUUGUUUGAUGAUUGGACUCCACCUUCCUCCAUAUGUUUUCCUACCAUGGAGGUUGAUUCUUCUUCCAAGGAUGAUGAUGAUGAUUGGCUCUUUGGGAAUAGGGCGCAGGAGAAGCUUAACCGAAAAGCUUUAGGCGAGAUUGAUGAAAACAUGGAUAUGAGUUUAAAUAGACGUGGAGAUUCCUCUUGGCCUAGAGCUCAGUUUUUGUCCGAAGUCGGGAUAUAUUCGUUACCGUAUACAGUCCCGUUCUAAUGUUCCAUCUUUUUUUUUGGCCUAGCUUUUGUCUAGCUUGUACAGUGUAACAGGUUGUAACAACAAUUCUCUAAUCUAACCCAAUUUUGAUAUGAUUGUAUUUGUAACU
Messenger RNA from Eutrema salsugineum, 1222 nucleotides. RefSeq names its product pre-mRNA-splicing factor CWC25 homolog. The record is from RefSeq and is a predicted model, not a curated record. The transcript has 3 exons. Lineage: Eukaryota; Viridiplantae; Streptophyta; Magnoliopsida; Brassicales; Brassicaceae. Bases 214 to 1113 code for a protein of 299 amino acids.